CACCGCCGCCGCCAAACCAGAGGAGCGCUCAUACAUGGAUUUAUCUCAGCUAGAUGACGGGGCAACUGUCGCUACGCCGGAGCCUCGCCGUCCCCCCGGUGGCUGCCGGAUCCGAUGGCAACGGAUCUCAAGGGAUGAUGACACGAGCGCGACGUUGGCGGCUUUCCCUCCUCGCUGGAUCUUCUGAGCGCGAGCGAUUGGGCGCGUCAGAUGAAUCAGCGGCGAUGACGCGCCAGGUCGACUACGGUCCGCAGGAAUGGAGGGAUUGGGCCAACCUGCUUCCUCUGGACCUCGUCCAGGAGAUCUCCGGCCGGCUGCUGUCCCACGACGUGGCAGAGUACCUCCGCUUCCGCGGACUCACCGCCGACCCGCGCGCAGCCGGACUCCUGGACGGCCGCUUCCGUCCCCGCAACCAUCAUCCCUGACGCCGAUCCCCACCGCCGCCUCCUCAACCUAGUCACUGCGGCCUCUCUCGGCGUCCACCUCCCGGCGCUCUCCACCCACUGCCACGUUUGCGCCGCCGACGGCCUCCUCGUCCUCUUCCACAAGCCCACCUUGACCAUUCGCCUCCUCGACCCACUUGUUAAGGUUUUGACGACUCCACCUCCCCGCCCACGCUCAUGCUUUGCGUGAGAGCCGGUGUAACCACCAUUAUCUUCGCCCCUCGUCCGUGGCACCGAUGGAGGGAUGCUGAUGGUGCGGCACUGGAGAGGCAUGGAGCGCUUCGGCGGCGUUGAGGCAUACAAUCAAAAUGAGCUAUUCACAGUGGGUGGCAUUACCUGCCGCAUUGAGGUGUUGAAGGUGGACAUCGCCGGCAGGAGGCUGGUCACCGUGAGGAGCCUUGGCCGGUAUGCGGUGUUUCUUGGACUGACGCACUGCUUGCACAUCUCGACGGAGACAUUCCCCAACAUUUCUGCCAACACAAUAUACCUGGGCAGCUAUCAUCAGCAAAAUUUUGGGUUCAGCAUGUACCAUAUCAACAAGAAGAAGUACAAUAGGAGGACUGAACCCAAGCACAAGUUCGUCUUCGUUGUAACCCUGGGUUUAACUCCUGCUGCCAGACCCUACAACCUUGACGAGUAUCUUGUACUCUAUGUCGACCGGAGACGCAACAGUAGUAGGUCAUGUCUCAAUCACAUCAGCUCUUAUUGUCGUGAGUACUGUCGCUAGUGCAUAUGUACGUAUCUGUGUGGCUGCCUGUUUAAUUUGGCAUGUGAUGGGUCAACCUUGGCUGCAGCCAAAUAAAAACUUUUGCUCUCUACUUGGUGUAACUUUUGCAACCUAAAUGAGCUGGGCUUUGUGUUGAGAUUUCAAUUGAGAAUGAACUUGUGAUGUCCUUAAAUAUACUGCAAUGGGUAUAUACACAAAAGAACACCUGAGGGCAGUUUGUUAGAUUAAUGAUUUUUUUUCUUUUGUCAUAAACUUGCAUGUAUGGGCUAUAGUUUUUUUUAAUCUAUAUUUUGUGUUGUUAUUCUUUUAAGAUGGACCGGCAUAUAUCACUGUAAUCAGGCUAGAUGCACCAUUGCAAUGGACAGGUUCUCUCGUUCGCAAAGUAAAAAUACAAAUGGACAAGUUCUCUGUGCUUCCUUGUGUUUCCUAAUGUAGGUAUGUGUCAGUUCAUUUAUUUAUCCUCCUUGAAACUGGCAUCAGGUAUUCUUUACCUGCUCACGCACGUGUGCUUGGUAGUAUUUGGAUAUGGUAGCUUUAUUAGUUGUUGAUACAGUAAUGGUAGCUGGUACACAAUGCCGCUCUUCCAAAAAUGCAGGAAAGAUGUGACUGAGCGUACGGAUAUGCCGAAGCGGACUUAGAAUAGCAAAGUAGAGGACAUGGAUAAUCCUUUGUACAUAUGUAUAGUGAUUUACUCUGAGAAUAGCGAAGUAGAGUACAUGGAUAAUCCUUUAAACACAUGUCUAUAGUGAUUUACUUUUUCUUCAGUAUACAUGUGCACACCGAUAUGUUUCUGUUUUCUUGUUACAAAACGUUUAAAGGGUACUGGUGCAGUCUCUACUGGAGAAAUGCAAACGGGGUUCUCAACAGGAGUCUGGUUUCCUGUCUGUGUUUGCAAACUAUUGGCGGGACUGAAGUCAAGUUAACAAACUCAGCUGCAGCCAGCGACUAUCUUUUUCAGAGAAAAUAUCUUGUGAUUAUCUUGGAAGACACUGUGUAUGUAACUCUUAAGGGUGUCUGGUGCCUGCUGGGCAGCGAUGGUAUUAAGCGUGGACAUAGGUGGAAGGCCAUUUCAUCGCUUCUCAUGUUUGUCACAUGGGAGAUGUGGAACGAACGAAACGUCAGAGUUUUUCCGAAAUAAAUCGACUAUGCCUACUUUACCGAUUGACAACAUCAAAUGGAGGCAAGGAAUUGGGCCCUUGUAGGGGCGAAACAUUUGUGCUCUUUGAUGCCGCAAGAGUAGGUUUUCGUCUCUUCCAGUUGUUGAGGCAUAAUGGACCUUGUUAAACUUUGUUGGCUUUUCCUUUACUUAUUAAUAAGAUGAGGCAAAGUUUUCUGCCUCCAUUUCAAGAAAA
Messenger RNA from Hordeum vulgare subsp. vulgare (domesticated barley), 2522 nucleotides. RefSeq lists its product as uncharacterized. Lineage: Eukaryota; Viridiplantae; Streptophyta; Magnoliopsida; Poales; Poaceae. The transcript has 2 exons. Bases 688 to 1170 code for a protein of 160 amino acids. The record is from RefSeq and is a predicted model, not a curated record.